UGAACGGUGAGCGCGAGCGCAUUGCAGUUCUGGGCGGGAAGCUGCGGCGACAUCUUUUGAAGCUUUAAAAAAUAUUAAUAAUAUUUGUGAAGUGUUUUUAAAUUAAUUAAACCUAAGAGAUAGUGCUCUAAAAUUCAAGAAAAGGAUCCAAUAUGAAGCUGCACUUACUGAUGAUAUUGCCGCUAAUUCUGUCUACAGUUGCGAUUAAAGUUCCUGUAGAUAAAAAACAAGAUGAAUCGGAGGAUGAUACUGAAGUAAAGACAGAUGAUACUCAGAAUAAGCCGAUAUACUAUACCUCAGAUGAAGGCGUCGAUAGCUAUUUGAUUCCUCCGAAUCCUCACACACAAGAAGAAGUAUUACCUGAUUCAAUUGUGACGCCAGCGACUUAUCUAUUACCACCGUCCGCUGAUAAACAAGCAGGGUAUUACUACGCGCCUACGGAGUCUGAAGAGCAAUCCGAUUGGUACCCAAUAGCUCAACAGACAGUACCGCAGGAUCAACCGGUCAAAUUGCUCCCACCGAAACUGCAAAGCGCUGCAAUCCCUAUAUUCCUUUCCAACGCCAAUGAUUCCAUACCAUUCAAAGUUAUACAAAACCCGAGGUCUGGAAAAGUGCUCACAGACAGAUUUGUUGUACCCAUACCGUCUGUGAAACUUGAACCUCCCGCAGAAGACGCGCCAAAUGUGUACACGGUACAAACUCCCUCUGAAGAGCUGGAGUUGCCAGCAGAAGAAAUAGAUCACCAGUAUGACAUUCCAAAACUAUCUGCAAACAAAGGCGAACAUUACUUGGACCACCAACAACCCAUUGCUCCUCAUCUCUUACCACCAAAACAAUUUAUCCGUAAAUACAAAAAACUAACAAAAAUCUACCCAAAGAAGUACGAAGGAAGUUUCAAGCCUGUGCCGAUACCUAUAGCUCAGUUUGCUGACGAGGCACUUUCAGAGGUCCCUAGAGCAAAACCUGCAAAGUAUUUCAAGCCUUUACCAAGCAUAGAUGGUGUAAAUUUGACGCCAAUUGAUGAGAAGAGGAUAUACCAGUACGAGCUUGCUCAACAAAAACAAAAAUUGAAAGCUGAAGGAUCACAGGAACAACAAGACGAAUCAGCAGAGAAAUACGUGCCCGUACCACCGACAGAACAAGACGCUUCGGAAUCUCACUACAGAUACCCUGGACACAACGUAUAUCCAGUGCCAUUGAGGCCGGUGCCCGCGGCGGCGCCGGCGCCGAUUCGUGUUGCACCGACCGCGGCUCCACCCCCGCAGAACCAUGCGCAAGCGCCGCCAGCACCUGACGACCGUACUGAGUUCCGCAUGCAUGGGAUGAAGGGACCGCACAGCUACCAGUUUGGAUACGACACUGGCAAAGGCAAAAACCGCCAGUUCCGUUACGAGGAGCGAGACAACGACGGCCUCGUCCGCGGCCACUACGGCUACAUGGACAAGCACGGCAAGCUGCGAGUCGUGAACUACAGGGCGCACCCCGAACACGGCUUCCAGGCCGACACGCAGGAGGAGAACAAGGAGUGAACGAGUCACGGCUAGGAUGCGCGCCGUGAUAAAAUCUGAUCGAUGUUUUAAACGAUAAAUCGAUAAAAUGGCUUGCAUCCUACGCCUACAGAAAUAGACACAGCUAGA
Messenger RNA from Ostrinia nubilalis (European corn borer), 1637 nucleotides. RefSeq names its product titin-like. NCBI's taxonomy places the organism in Eukaryota, Metazoa, Arthropoda, Insecta, Lepidoptera, Crambidae. Gene Ontology annotation, molecular function: structural constituent of chitin-based larval cuticle. Bases 153 to 1529 code for a protein of 458 amino acids. Gene Ontology annotation, cellular component: chitin-based extracellular matrix. The record is from RefSeq and is a predicted model, not a curated record. The transcript has 5 exons.